AUGCCACCGAGAAGACUUGAAGGUCCCUUUGUGCUUGCUUCGCUUGCUGUGCUUGGCUUGGCUUGCUUGCGUGGUCUGCUUAUGGCCUUCGCGCAGUUUCGCGGGCCUGGCUUCCGCGCGGUGGUCACGGACGUCGAUGGGACCUUGAUGCCCUUCGGGACAAACGCCAAGCUCUCGAAGAAGAACCGGCAGGCCUUGCAGACGGCACGUGACCGAGGCUUGGAGGUGUGUGUGGCGACCGGCCGGAUUCCCGGGCCUUGGUACGAUGAGCUCCGGGCCCAGGUGCCACUUGGACCUGGUGUUUUUGCCAACGGUGCCCUGGUCCUCGAGGCGGGUCCAACAGGAGCACCGAAAAUCCUUGCUGCCGCCACAUUGCCCGCCAGCGCCGUCGCGACGGUUUUGCAGUGCACUUCUGGAGGUCGGUUUCGUGGGCUCCGCGUGUCGGUGUUGGCUGCCACAAUCUGGGAAGGCUCCCUGCGCUACCUGGAGCUGGCCCCUGAGGGCCCCACCUGGGCCACCGACCUCAUCCGAAGUGCCGGGGAGCCUGAGAUGGUCUUGAGGCCUUCCCUGGGCGAGCUGGAGGAAGUCUUCAAGUUUGUGGUGUUCACAUGUCCCCAAGACGAAGGCUGGGCGGCCAUGGCGGACGUCGUCGCGGCGCUUCGGGGAUCCUUGGCAGGUGGCGAUGCGACGAUUCUCGACUGCGGCUCCCGGCAAUGCGAGAUUCUGCCUCCUGGGGUGAACAAAGGCACCGGGGUCGCGAAGUUGCUGAAGGCGCUGAGCUUGGGCCUGGACUCGGCCGUGGCCUGUGGGGAUGCUGAGAAUGACGUGGAGAUGUUGAGGAUGGUGGGCCUGGGCAUCGCCAUGGGAGAUGCGAAGCCGGUGGCCAAGGCGGCUGCAGCCAUGGUCGUGGGCCCCAGUACGGAGGAUGGCGUUGCCGAGGCGGUUGCUGUCGCACUUGCCCAAUCGGUGGUGCACCUCAGCUAUGUGGACCCCUUGUCGGAAGUCGACGCCAUCAAGUUCUUCCUGAUGAGGAUAGACUCCCUGGGAGAUCCCAUCGUCUACAUGGUGGAGUCCUGCAUCUUCUUCAUGGGCGCGGUGUCAGUUUGGGUUCUGGGAACCUUUGGCUUGGCCAUGGCCAUCAUGAACCUGGUUUCCUUGCUCAUCUUCGUGCUCGGGAAUGGUUCGCUGUGGGUCAAGACCAGCCUGUUCGCGCCAGACAAGGACAUGCAGUGGACCCAGGACACCAGUAAGUGGGCCACCGAAGAUAUCAUGCUUGGCCUGAAGAAACGGAGCAACAAUCCACAGGUCGUGGCCUUUGUGAAGAAGUUCGGCGAGGUCGUCUUGAAAGACAUGAAAGAGGACGUGGUGGUUGAGGGCACGAAAGACAUGAAAGACGACGUGGUGGUUGAGGCGCAGACCUGA
This is a messenger RNA of Symbiodinium natans, 1422 nucleotides long. NCBI's taxonomy places the organism in Eukaryota, Dinophyceae, Suessiales, Symbiodiniaceae. The record is from the annotation of a GenBank genome assembly.